AAAAAACAUUUAAUCUAUAAAGAAAAGAAUAAAAACAAUAUAUCAAAUAAUAUAAAAAUUAGAUUUCUUAAAUAUGAAUAGCCUUCAAUAACUCAAUAAAUUUACUUUGACUUUCAACAACAAACACUUAGAAGGCGAAUUUGGCAAAGUUGAUCAUAAGCUAAAAAGCUAUUUAAUUAUCACAACUGCCUUCCUUUAUUUUUGCUAGCUUGUAAUAUAUUUAAGUAUUAAUGGAAUUAAUAUUUCUCUUAUAGUUUUUUCAUGCUUAGUCAUUCUACUAGGUAUUUUGGGUAAAUUCCAUUAAAAACUGCUUCCUUUAUACAAUUUAGUAAUGUAGUCGUUUUGCUGCUACUUUCUAUCAACUUAUGUUGUUUAUUCUGACAUGCCUAUAUGGAGAGCUUUUAUGAAUGGAUAAACAGUAGGAUCAAUUUUUCUUUUAGGGAGUAAGUCUUUUAUUUUCGAUACAAUAAGUGUCUUAGUGAGCUAAGGAAUUAUCAUGUAUAUUUGCAAACCUCCUGUUUAAAACUACCUUGAUUUCUUUCAAGUUGCUUUUAUUAAUAUACUUACUAAAUACAUUUAUUAUUUGUUUGCACGAUAAACCUUUAUUAAUCAAAGAAGUAUUGAUUCGUGGUAUAGUGCAAUAGACAAGCUAUUUUAAAAUAACAUUAUAAUCACAAAAUUUGAACCUAGAACUUGUAAUAUCAGUCUUCAUGAGUGUAAUGAAUAUGCAAGAAGAUUUAAUAUUCACCAAAGUGAUGAUUUAUUCAGAUAAUUCUUGAUGAAUGUGAAACUUUAAUCUGAAAAGAGAAAUAGUAGGCUUAAUUCAACUCGAACAACUGCGAAUUCUGUGGAUUUCAUCUCAUUGAAAGAAUAUUUAAUUUAAAAAUAUUAUAAAAUUACUAACAAUAAACAAUAAUCGAUGAAAUAAAUUGGAGAAGAACUGAUUGGUUUCUAUGAAAAAUAAAAAUAAGUCAUAAGAAUAAAAAUGAAAAUCGGACUUCUUUUCCAGGAUGAACCUUAUUUAAUUAUAACAUUCAAUGAUAGGAUUGAUGAAGAUAAUAUAAAAUGUUUAAAAAAGGAAAUAAAUAUACUAAAAUCUCUCUUUAUGAUCUCAACUAUUAGUAAUAAAAUAAAAAGCAUGGAGAUUAGUAACUAUUUAUAGAUAAACAACUUUUGGUCAGCUAAAUAAAAAAUAAUAUAGUAAUACAUCUCCCUAACAAGUAUAGAAGAAUAUAUCAAAUAAAUAAUUUAAAAAGACACUAUUUAGUAAAUUACCUACAAUAAAAUUAGUAUGAAGAAUUUAGUUGAUCUUAUCAAAAAUAUUUAUCCGACUCUUAAAAUUGAAAUAGACUCUUAAACUUUAUAGACAAUUAUUACUAAUGAUCUACAAAAAAUUAAAACGACAAUUUUUUACCUUUUAAGCUUGAUAAAUGAAUAAAAUCAGCACCAAUGUGCUCAUAAUUAAGAAUAAUGGAAUCAGAAAUUUAAUAUCCAAAGAAUAAAUUCCUUUUAAAAUUGUAAUACUGAUAGUAGUACUAUUUCGUUAGUGAUUUAAAAUAAAUAAAGUUUUCUUUAUGAUUCAAUAAGCUUUUAAUUCAAAGGAAUUGAUAGCAGCAAAAGAGAUAAUCAAGAUGAAAUUUCAUCUGAAAAAGUAAUAAAUUAGAGUGGAUUUAGAGAAGAAUAAAUUGUGAAAGAAAUUUAAAAAGAAUGCAUCAGGUAUUAUAUUUCACAAAUAGGACCUAAUAAUAGUCUGCCAGAAAAGAAGCUUAUUUAAAGCGAAAAUUAAUUUGUUUAUGAAUUCGAAAUUUUCAAAGACAUCAAAAACUUGUCUAAUAAAAAAGCUAAAAGAUUUAGUGAAAAAUUUAAAUUACAAAAAUCAAGCUCUAAUUUAAAACCUGAAAAUUUUAUAAAAUAAAAAAAUUUCUCUUUUCACACACCAGAAUAUUUAAUUUUCAAUCAAAAUAUACGCUAUAAUACUAAAAUUAUAUCUAAUAACUCUUUGCUUCUUGAGUACUGCCAAAGAUUAAAUAGAAUAGAAAAAAAAUAAAAAAAUAACUCACCGCAUUUCAGCCUAACAAACCCAGAUUUUAUUCAAUCUAAUGAGAUAUAUCUAAGCGAAAUUACAGAUGAAAAAGAAAAAGAGGAAACAUCUUCAUUUAACAUCUAGCCUUAAUUUACUACCGAGACCAAUCGAAACAUUCCUUAAACCUUUCUUUCAAUAAACAAUAAUGAUCUAGCUUUAAAAACAUAAGAAAAUGCAUGAAUAUAAAAAUCUACUUUUAAUAAACAAAUAUUAAUUAAUACUAAAAAACAAAUAUGUAAACAUCAAAAUUUUAAUCAAUUUAAACAUAAUUAUAUUUAAAUGUAUUUAAAAUUAUUC
Molecule: messenger RNA, 2380 nt
Organism: Tetrahymena thermophila SB210
Lineage: Eukaryota; Ciliophora; Oligohymenophorea; Hymenostomatida; Tetrahymenidae
Product: transmembrane protein, putative
Exons: 6
Source: RefSeq, a predicted model, not a curated record